Malaya genurostris is the source of this 2823-nucleotide messenger RNA. It is a transcript of the gene rha, whose product is annotated as centrosomal protein of 120 kDa. The transcript has 4 exons. Gene Ontology annotation, cellular component: centrosome; centriole. Gene Ontology annotation, biological process: interkinetic nuclear migration; centrosome cycle; positive regulation of centriole elongation. The coding region runs from base 92 to 2749 and encodes 885 amino acids. Lineage: Eukaryota; Metazoa; Arthropoda; Insecta; Diptera; Culicidae. The record is from RefSeq and is a predicted model, not a curated record.
GUUUUUGUUUGCUAGCUCUAUUUCUGUUUCAUGUAGCUCAAUUUCAAUUUUGUGACUGCUCAAGUAACUGAUGAAUUAACACUUUCAAAAUAUGGACCAGCCAGCAGAUCAACUUGUUAUAAUUUUACGAAUUCUAGAAGCCAUCGGUUUCCAUCGUACCAAAAAUACUCCAGUUUUCUUUACAGCAUCCUUGGAUAAAAACACGCUUGAAAGCGAAAGACGCCUGCCAGGAAUCGCGUCCACCAGCUACGAUAGCAACCUGGUAUGGGAAACGGACAGACGUUCAGUGAAACGUAUGAAAACGGAUAAUCUUCCCAUCAAAGUGGAGUGUUAUUCAUUAGAGCAUGGUUCUGGUAAAAAACGGUCCCUCGUUGGCAAUCUAGUUUUACCUCUAAGAUCGGUACCGCUUUUGCCAUCUAUGAAAGCUGAUAGCAUAAAACCUCGUUGGUACAGAGUGCUUGGCCUUACGAGUCCUGAGUGGAAAAACCAAAAGCCGGAGGUUCAAAUUAUGGUUUUGAUAACCGAUAAGGGAUACUUGUUGCCGGAUAAAAAUAAACCUUUAGCUUCUAGCGAUCAGGAAACGGAUCGCAGUGUGAUUAUCUUUGCCAAUCCGGAACCAUCGAGGCUGCAGUCUCGCGAAGGGCUUCCCAUACAAUUGCUCGAGGAACGUGGUCUGCUGCAGGUCGGCAAUUUCAAUAAUGAAUGCGACAUUUUUCUAGUGAAGAUAGUGUUGAAAUAUGCCAAACAGUUGGAAAAGUUACAGCCGGCGAGUAGUGAGUCGUUGGUUGGGUCAAACCUCCAGCUACGCUACAGCUUACUUGGCGAUAACUAUCCUUGUGUCCUCGAAAGAAAACCGAAUGGUACGUUUUUAGUGCAGGAGAAAAUUGUUAUAAAUUUUAGAACAUCUUUGCACUCGCUGAAGCGAUAUUUUGAGGAAAUAUUCGUGAUCCAUUUGGAAGUUCUUUAUGAGGAUAAAGUAGUUGGUCGUUCAACGCUUCGUUUCGGAGAUUUAAUUCAAGACGAAUCUUUGGCUACUUUUUUAUCCAGCAACCUAGAAAAAUCAGGAACAAACGAAUUAGAAAAGUACUUUGUAAUCGAAUCGAGUUCCAUUACGCAUGAACAACACGAAGCUGAUGCAAUUUCCGUAGGGUCUUCGCCGAUAGCACCAUCGAUCAAAUGCAAAUUUUCUCUGAAGUACCUGACCUCGGACAGGAAAAGUGUGAAUGAGCCAAUUAAACAAAGUACGCAUUUCAAAGAAGCAGAAAAGGACUGCUCAGAACCAAUGAAUGUCCAGUCACCAAAAGAUCCAACCCCACUGCCGUUAACCACCCUUCAACAAGGACUCUCGCCCGUAGCGCUCCCAUUGUUGGCUGCUCCUCCAGCAGAUAAAACUGACAUCGAAUCAAUGCUGCAUUGUGAAGAUCGCGAUCUGCGGGACAUACCGCGUACUUUCGGCUACAAUCUACUGGUGCAGAAUAUUCGUUUCAAUACACGACCGAGCGCUGGACUGUGGCAAUUAUCGUUGUACCACCCGAAAGCUGACACGCCCCUAACCAAGAUGACUUUGGAGCUUGCUUCGGUAGAAUCUGAGACAUUGGAAUUUUCUAAACUACAGUUGCAAUUGUACUUUUCAUCCCUUCCCGAUUUGGUGCUCGAAACGAUAACUUCCGAGAGUUCUAAGCUAACACUGAACGGCCCCCACGGAUUGUUCGGAUUCGCACGAUUGGAUAAUCAGAGUUUGGUUAUAGGAACGAAAGAGAAGCAAGCCGGAGUGUUGAUUUUGGAGAAUCAACAAGGUGAAAGCAUUGGAAUGGCGACCAUUUUCUGCUUUUUGGAUGAAGUGGGAAUAAACUACAAUAGUCGAGCACCGCUCGAAGGACCCCAAGUGCCUUCGGCUCCCAAGGCACAGUUGGAUGAUCAGUUGUCGUAUAAAAUGUUAGAGGAACAAAAAGAAUGGAUGAUGAAACAGAAGGAGCUCUUUUUGGCAGAACUAAAACGAAAAGAGAUGAAUCAUUUGAUGAAGCUUACCAACGAGUGGAAACGGAAGCGAUCGAAACAAUGUUCGGAACUGGCCGAAAAGUUGGAACAUGUUUCUACCCUAACUGCCGCAUUGGAGGAAAGUAGAAAGAAUCUAUCUAUCCAGAGUGCCAAAUGGACCGAGCAGGAUACUAUGCUAGCAGAAAUGAAAAUCAAACUGGAGGCCUCGUACCAGCAGCAGCUGACAGAAAUCCGCGAAAAAGCAAAGCUCAUAGAGGACGAUCUGAAUCUCCGAUGGAACCAACGAAACACGCGAUGUCAGGAACUGGAAGAGAAAAAUGAUCGACUGACUCGAGAAAACGAAAGAUUGCGACAGGCCAAUGAACAGCUGAAUGAGCAGAUGGAAUCGUUGAGGAGGGAAGCGCAAAUCAACUCCAAUCAGCGACAGCAGAUCGCUUUGCUGGAGCAGAAAUGGGAAGCUACCGAAAAAUCCAAAUUAUUCUACAAACAGCAAUGGGCAAAGAUGAUUAGGGAAUUGAACAAGAUGAAGUUGGAGAACGAAGAACAGCUCAAUGAGAUACUGCGCGGAAAGAGCAGACGAAAACGAACGGACAUUGAGUGGCUAAGGGAAGGUCCUGAACCGGAGCAUUUUUGUACAGGUGCAAACGAAGACGAUGAAAUGAAUAAAAUCCAUCAGAUGAUUUUUGCCGAAAAAAAUCGACAGCAAGGACAAUCGUGCAAGCCUUGCUGUUCCGUUGAUCAUUGCUGCUGAUCGGGUUCAAAUUAGUACACUGCCGUGUAAUGCCAAAGACUGUAUUUUAUUUAUUUUUGUACAAAGGAUUUCUC